Oryzias melastigma (Indian medaka) is the source of this 1816-nucleotide messenger RNA. It is a transcript of the gene tram2, whose product is annotated as translocation associated membrane protein 2. The record is from RefSeq and is a predicted model, not a curated record. Bases 222 to 1331 code for a protein of 369 amino acids. The transcript is spliced from 11 exons. Gene Ontology annotation, cellular component: endoplasmic reticulum membrane. NCBI's taxonomy places the organism in Eukaryota, Metazoa, Chordata, Actinopteri, Beloniformes, Adrianichthyidae. Gene Ontology annotation, biological process: protein insertion into ER membrane; SRP-dependent cotranslational protein targeting to membrane, translocation.
ACUCCCAAUUGUUUAAAAAAAGGCCUAAAGUUGAGUUAAAUUACUUUGAAUAGCCGGUUGUUUUUUCUUUUUUUUCUAAAUGGCCUCAAAGGAGGUAUUUAUGGCACUGGCCCUUUAAGACUCCGCGCAUGCGCAAACUACCGGGAAAGUUAACUCCUGAACUUCGUAGAAAGAAAAUUUGUGAUUUUUAAAAUCACAGGGAAAAACUUGAGUGUGUUGACAUGGCAUUUCGCCGAAGGAACAAAAGUUACCCUUUCUUCAGCCAGGAGUUCUUAAUUCAGAACCAUGCCGACAUUGUGUUCAGUUUGGUGAUUAUCAUUUUGAUUGGACUGAUGUUUGAGACGACAGCAAAGACGGCCAUAUUGUUCAUUCAGCCUCAGUAUAACGUGACGGCAUUAUCACCAGAGGGAGAGGUGACCACGUAUCUGUACGGAUGGAAGGACGGCGCCACCGUUCUCUUCUACUUCUUCAUCACCAUUAUCCUCCACGCCGUCGUGCAGGAGUACCUCCUCGACAAAGUGAACCGACGUCUUCACCUCUCCAAGAGCAAAAACACUAAAUUUAAUGAGUCGGGUCAGCUUUGUGUGUUUCACUUUGUGUCGAGCGUUUGGAGCUUCUAUGUUCUCAUCACCGAAGGAUAUAUUUUGCAUCCCAGCAGCCUUUGGGAGAAUUACCCUCAUUCACAUCUCAGGUUCCAGGUGAAGUUUUUCUACCUCACUCAGCUGGCCUACUGGCUCCACGCCUUACCGGAGCUCUACUUCCAGAAAGUACGCAAGGAGGAGAUUCCUCGCCAGCUCCAGUACAUCUGUCUGUAUCUGCUGCACAUAUCUGCAGCCUACUUGUUAAAUUUGACUCGUGUGGGUUUAGUACUCCUGUUCCUCCAGUAUUUAUCAGAGCUCGGCUUCCACAUCGCCAGACUCUUAUACUUCACCGACGAGAACCACCAGAAAAUGUUUGACCUGUGGGCGGUCAGCUUCGUGUUCACGCGGAUGGCCACGCUGACCCUGAUGUUCCUCUCCGUGGGGUUUGGUUUGGCUCGAGCUGAGAAUCAGGGGCUGGACUUGGAGAUGGGCAACUUCAAUACCGUGCUGAUAAGGAUGACCGUGCUGCUGCUGGUGUGCCUGACUCAGUCCUGGCUGCUGUGGAAGUUCAUCCGCUUCCAGCUGAGGCGCUGGAGGGAGUUCAGACACGAGCAGGCUGUUCGCAAGAAGGCUGCCACCAAACAGCCCCUGCGGCCGCUAAAGAGAGACUCUCUCGGUAACCAUGAAAACGGCGUUCUCAAAGCGGAGAAUGGAGUCUCUCCCCGGACAAAGAAGCUCAAAUCCCUUUAAAGAUCGUCCGACUGGCGUGAAAAGCGGCCGUAGCCGCGGCUGAGGUUCUCGAUCAGCACCCGGGGGGGGACGCCGACGGUCGUCGAGCUUCUGGCUGAAAACGUUCUGCGAUGUUCCAAAGACUGUGUCGCAGAUGCUGGAAUAUGAAACCCAAGGAAAAUCCUUUGAACAGACAUUUAUCCUUCUCAUUGUAUCAGUAUUUUUUUUUUUUUUUUUUUAAUGCAGCUUGCAAUCCCAUCAUAAAGCAGAUAAUGUAUGCAGUGAUUUACAUAGUAAAAUGAGCAUCCUCAAACUUAAGUACUGUACUGGUUGUUGUUUUUGUUAGUCCACAGAAAAGUGUUACUGAUUUUUUUUUUUCUGAUAAAACUGUACAUGUGUCACUUAUCACUUUCCAUUAAGUAUGUUGGAUAAUACUGCAUGCCAUUCCAUUUCUGAUUUAUUUUUUAUUUGUUUGUUAAUUACUUUAUUAAAUAAUACAAAGUGGA